Gordionus sp. m RMFG-2023 is the source of this 537-nucleotide messenger RNA. RefSeq names its product high mobility group protein B1-like. Gene Ontology annotation, molecular function: DNA binding, bending. The record is from RefSeq and is a predicted model, not a curated record. Bases 1 to 537 code for a protein of 178 amino acids. The transcript has a single exon. Gene Ontology annotation, biological process: regulation of transcription by RNA polymerase II. NCBI's taxonomy places the organism in Eukaryota, Metazoa, Nematomorpha, Gordioida, Chordodea, Parachordodidae.
AUGGCUCGGGAUGGUAAACCGAAAGGACGGACCAAUGCUUAUGCCUUUUUUGUACAAACAUGCCGUGAGGAGCAAAAAUCUAAAUGUCCAAAUGAUAAGUUAGUGUUUAGGGAGUUUUCAAAGAUGUGUGCCGAGAAAUGGAAAACAAUGGAUUCCCAGGCAAAGACGCUUUUUCGAGAAAUGGCAGAAAAGGAUGGCUUGAGAUACAAAAAUGAAAUGGCCACCUAUGAUGGGCCUAAAAGUGCCAGAAAAAGAAAGAAGGAAAAGGAUCCGAAAGCACCCAAAAGAGCGUUAUCCGCGUUCUUCUUCUUUUCAAUGGAUGAAAGACCCAAAAUAAAGCAAGCGCAUCCAAGUCUUUCAGUUUGUAAUAUAGCCAAAAAAUUGGGUCAUCGAUGGAGCAGAUGUCCCCCAGAUUUGAAACUUAAAUAUGAAAAGAAGGCAAUGAAGGAUAAAGAAAGAUAUGCUAAGGAAAUUCUUCCGUAUAGAACUAACAAGGAAACUAACGUCAAAAAACGACGAAUCAAUAAGAAUCAGUAA